This is a messenger RNA of Vanrija pseudolonga, 1018 nucleotides long. RefSeq names its product Adipocyte-related X-chromosome0 expressed sequence 2 (gene Arxes2). Gene Ontology annotation, cellular component: membrane; signal peptidase complex. The transcript is spliced from 3 exons. NCBI's taxonomy places the organism in Eukaryota, Fungi, Basidiomycota, Tremellomycetes, Trichosporonales, Trichosporonaceae. Gene Ontology annotation, biological process: protein targeting to ER. Bases 197 to 787 code for a protein of 196 amino acids. The record is from RefSeq and is a predicted model, not a curated record.
ACUACACUCGCCACGCUGGACGCCUGCCGCCAGUCAUCACCACCGACCGCCGUCAACCACCGCGUCACUGACCUCACCGAGCUCUCGACGCAUCGCAAGUGCCAGCAACAACAAAAGGCAAAAGCACGACGACUCGGCCGACGACGACGCGACACGACACGACACCACGGCCGCCACCCACUUCUUGUUUGCCAGAAUGUACUCGACGCUCCAGCGGCUCAACCACUUCGGGUCGAUAUCGACGACCUUCAUUGUCGUGCUGCUCUCGCUCAUCUCGCUCGCGAGCUUCCUCACGCAGCCCGUGCCCGAGGUGGGAAAGAUUGCAGUCAGCGACUUGAUUGUCCAGCGCGGCCGCCUGAACCGCUGGGCCGCGCGCGAGGAGGACAUUGCCUCGCUGCGCUUCAGCGUCAAGACGGACCUCACGCCCCUGCUCACGAGCUACAACACCAAGCAGCUCUAUCUGUACCUCACGGCGGCGUACGUCGACCACGCCGGCGCAGCGCACGAGGCCGUGCUCUGGGACCGCAUCAUCACGCGCGCCGACUCGACAGACUUCCGCGCCGUCGGCAAGGGCAACACCAAGCCCCGCGUCAUGCGCAACCCCCGCCUCAACGUGCCCGAGAGCAGGAGCCACUACCACUGGCGGAACCCGUCUGGGUCGUUCCGAACCGUCGACAACGCAAACAUCACACUACACUACUCGCUCAUGCCCUACGUCGGCAUUCUCACCUCUGGAAUCGCCGCAGAGGCCCAGGGCUCAGUAGACAUCACUUACAAGAAGCGAUAAAGUUGAAAAGUGGCAUUGUGUACAAUAGGUUUGCGUAGGCAGCUCGGUGCAUUAACCCAUACAGACAUGAGAUGCAGUGUUGGGGACAUAGAGGUAUGGGGUGCAGCUUGCGCGCUGAGGGUGGUUUCGGUUAGGCAAUGCACAGAAAAGUCUUGUUGCUACAGGAUGAGGAAGGUCAACUAUAGGCAAGCGCCGAUGAGCGGUCGCUUGGUGGUGGUGGUGGUGGUGGUG